GUGGGGGAUGUCCCCCGAGCAAGGCUUCCCAAUGGUCCCAGGGUUGAGAAACCCAAGGCUAACAUUGGUACCAGCACAGUUGAUAGCAAAUGCUGUUUGGGAAAGGUUUUGGGAAUCCUUUGUCCUCGGCAGUGCUGGUCCCCCUUGUGGGUCCCCCUUGUUUGCUCCGCUCACCCAACUGGGAGCAGCAGGUGACCAUAACCUGUCCUGUGUCCUGUACUGCUGCCAUCGCUCUGCCUGGGCUCUUGCAGUCGGGCGCCUGCUCAUCGAGUUCAGCUCCCCUAUGAGCAUGGAGCGAGUGCAGCGGGAGAACCCCGAUGUGAGCCUGGGUGGCAAGUACACCCCCCCAGAUUGCCUGCCCCGGCAGAAGGUGGCCAUCCUCAUCCCCUUCCGGCACCGUGAGCACCACCUCAAAUACUGGCUGCACUACCUGCACCCCAUCCUGCGCCGGCAGAAGGUGGCUUAUGGCAUCUACAUCAUCAACCAGUAUGGUGAGGACACUUUCAACCGGGCCAAGCUGCUCAAUGUGGGCUUCCUAGAGGCGCUCAAGGAUGACGAGGAGUACGACUGCUUCAUUUUCAGCGAUGUGGACCUCAUCCCCAUGGAUGACCGCAACCUGUACCGCUGCUAUGAGCAGCCACGGCACUUCGCUGUUGGCAUGGACAAGUUUGGGUUCAGGUUGCCCUAUGCAGGAUACUUCGGUGGCGUCUCUGGGCUGAGCAAGUCCCAGUUCCUAAAGAUCAAUGGCUUUCCCAACGAGUACUGGGGCUGGGGAGGAGAGGACGAUGACAUCUUUAACCGGAUCUCCCUGAAUGGCAUGAAGGUGUCGAGGCCCGACAUCCGCAUCGGGCGGUAUCGCAUGAUCAAGCACGAACGUGACAAACACAAUGAGCCCAACCCGCAGAGAUUCACCAAGAUCCAGAACACCAAAAUGACCAUGAAGCGGGAUGGGAUCAGCUCACUGCAGUACCGGCUGGUGGAGGUGUCACGCCAGCCCAUGUACACCAACAUCACGGUGGAGAUUGGCAGGCCGCCCCCACGCUUGGCCCGGGGCUAGUGCUUGCCCUGCAGGCAAAGCUGCAUGGAGCUGGUGCUCUGUGCCAGGGCUGGCUGGACGCUGUGGAUGUUGCCCCAGCCCCCGGGCAAGGACUGAACGGGGAUGUUUUCUGCCUACUCUGCUGCCUUUUGGAGACAGCUGUGCCCUAGCCCACCUGUUGGUCCUGAGGAUUUCUGCAAUCUGUUGUCCCCCCCUUUUCCCCAUCCCUACAAGUGUGUUUCCAGAACUCCCAUAGUGUUGGCUGAAGCACCCAUCUGCCCUGCGCGCAGCUCCCAGACAGAGGGAGGGGACAGUCCCAGCCCCGGUGAAGAGCCCCUUGCCCAUGCCAGCUCCUGCCUGCACCCUAGAAGGGAAGGAUGAGCCCAAAGGUCAGCCUAGCACCCAGUCCCCACCGGUGCUGCGAGAAGCGGGGUGCAGGCUUCCCCCUUCACCAGUGCUGGAGCUGUUACUACCCUGGCUGAAGGCAUAGGGAGUAGCCCAGGCCCCCACAACAGGCAGGAUCGGACACACAGAUGUGGCUCGCUGUCUUCCUCUGCUUUAGUCUGGUGCUCAGGGCUGGGUCUCAGCUCUGCUAAACAGCGACCUCUGGUUAGCAAACACCCCUUGCUGUGCCUCAGUUUCCCCGGGCCUGGCAGCCACGUCCUCUUUCCCCUCUCUGAAGGCAGAUGCUGUGUGCAUGUCCCUGUUAACCCACACGUGCACCAGCUCUCACCACUUUGGGCAAUAGGGUGACGUGAAACCUCAGAGCCCCUCUUGGCCAGGGGGCUGCCCCGGGGCUCUCUCCACCCAGAUGCUGUUUGCAGGCAGUGGGGAUUGGCUGGCUCUGCCCUUGCUGCUCUCCAGCUUCCCCUCUCCAGCUCUGGGGUGGGGAGGAGAGGACAGGGCCAUGCGGGGCAGGUGCCCCAUCUCUCCCCAACUUCCCCUCCUUGGGGCUGGGGGCACAGCCACCCCCUUGCAGCCAGCUGGAAGAGCUGGGCAGCAGGGGCACUGGCAACUUUUGUACAUUUGAAUGUCUGACCCUUUUUUUGAGCGUACGUUGAAUGCAGCAUUCGGUCGUAGAGACCUGGGUUUUUGUAUUUAAUAAAAAUUUCAAAAGUUCACAGGA
Meleagris gallopavo (turkey) is the source of this 2162-nucleotide messenger RNA. The record is from RefSeq and is a predicted model, not a curated record. Lineage: Eukaryota; Metazoa; Chordata; Aves; Galliformes; Phasianidae.